AUGUCGUCGUUAGAUGUGUCUUUAAGACUUACAGGUAAAGUUGGAAGAAAACGGAUUGGAGUCGACAUUAAUCAAGUCAAAGAAAUUCCACUUUGUCGUCAAACAAAUAUUCGAUCUCUGGCUUUUGCAAUGAACAUGGCAAAAUCAACCGUCUUUCGGCGUGUGAAAGAUGGAACUCUUUGGCCACAUUCUAAUUCCAUCAAGCCUCAGUUAACCGAAGGAAACAAAAAGGUUAUGUUUAUGGCUGCUGUAGCACGUCCUCGAUUUGAUGAAAAUGGAAUUGAGUUGUUUUCUGGAAAAACAGGGAAUUUUUCGUUUGCAGUUAAGGAACCAGCUAAGCGGAAUAGCAAAAAUCGAACAGCAGGAACUAUGAAAACAAUGCCCUUUCAAUCAGUAACUAAAGAUAUCACUAGAGUUUUCUUGGAAGAGAAAGUUCUUCCUGCUAUUAGAGCAAAAUGGCCAGCUUCUGAUUCAAAUAAUACUAUCUUUUUACAAAAAGAUAAUGCAAGGCCACAUAUUGGUAAAAAUGAUUUGGAAUUUAUUGAAGCUGCCCGACAAGAUGGAUUUGACAUUAGAUUGUGUUUUCAACCAUCGAACAGUCCAGAUUUAAAUGUUUUAGAUCUUUGUUUUUUUAGAGGAAUCCAAAGUCUUCAAUAUCAAAAGGCCCCUAAAAAUGUUGAUGAAUUAGUGGAAGCAGUGGAAAGAUCUUAUGAUGAAAUGAAAGCGAAACAACUCAAUCAUGUAUUUCUUACUUUACAAUCUUGUAUGAUUGAGGUGAUGAAAGCUAGUUGCAGCAAUAAUUACAAAGUGCCUCAUUUGAACAAAAAUGGACUAGAAAGAGAAUAA
Capsicum annuum is the source of this 846-nucleotide messenger RNA. RefSeq lists its product as uncharacterized. Lineage: Eukaryota; Viridiplantae; Streptophyta; Magnoliopsida; Solanales; Solanaceae. Bases 1 to 846 code for a protein of 281 amino acids. The record is from RefSeq and is a predicted model, not a curated record. Gene Ontology annotation, molecular function: nucleic acid binding. The transcript is spliced from 2 exons.